Molecule: messenger RNA, 1748 nt
Organism: Salmo salar (Atlantic salmon)
Lineage: Eukaryota; Metazoa; Chordata; Actinopteri; Salmoniformes; Salmonidae
Cellular component (GO): cytoplasm
Molecular function (GO): NAD+ poly-ADP-ribosyltransferase activity
Source: RefSeq, a predicted model, not a curated record
UUUUGCUAAAAAUGUGAUGCUCACCUUACCUGAAUGACGUGUCGCCACUGCAAGACUAGAGCAGGAAACGAAACCGAAAGUGGCAAGAUUGGCAUGCAGUCAGGAAUUUAAACCUACGCGCUAGGUUUCCUAAGCAUACGGAGUAUUCCUGCAUUUGUCUGGCAGCAGCAGCUCAUUUCAGCAGAGGUGUAUUUAACAGCAGUUUCGUUACUAUGGAUGUUAACCCUGACUCCCCAUACUACAUCAACUUGCUUGACAGAAAGUCUCAUCCUGAAGAUCAAAGAGAAUAUGUGAUGUUUCAUGGCUGCUCAAAACAGGGCGCAGAGUUGAUUAAAAGGGAAGGUUUCAAACCAUCAAGUGCAGAUAGAAUGCUUGGUGCUGGUGUUUAUGUUAGUCGGGACAUCCGAAAAGCCUGUAAAUACCCUCUUGAUGUUCCUGACUCUGAGAAAAGAGUACUAAAAGUCAGAGUGGAUGUCGGCAAGGUUAAGGUCAUAGACAUGCAGAACCACCCCAUGCAGAAGACAUGGCACACUGUGCAUGGCUUUGACACUGCCUGGGUUCCUCCUAAUGUUGGCAUAGUACUGUGUAACGAGGAGGAGGACUGUGUCUAUGACCCAAAGAGAAUCAAAGUCAUCGAGGUCAUGAAGGUUACUGAAGAUAACUUAUCUCAGUAUGAUCAUCUUCAGAGUGGAGUCACCCCUGAGGACAGCCACGUCUACGUGAUGUAUCAUGGAACAUCAAAACAGAUUGCUGUGGAUAUACAGAGAAAUGGAUUCAAACCUUCCAAAGAUGGCAUGCUUGGUGCCGGUGUCUACCUCAGUCGAGACAUCAGAAAAGCCAUCAAAUACCCCAUUGGUGCCGAUGACUCAGACAGGAUGGUUCUGAAAGUAAAGGUGAAUGUUGGCAAGGUUAAGGUGAUAAAAUGUCAGAGACACCCCAUGCAGAAGACCUGGCACACUGAGCAUGGCUUCGACACUGCCUGGGUUCCACCUGGUGUUGGCAUGGUGCCGAGCAACCAAGAGGAGGACUGUGUUUUCGACCCAAAGAGAAUCAAAGUGUUGGCAAUGCUGAAAGUGCCCAACUUAAAGAAUGUAAACCCAUGGUUGAAACAUCUACUGCAAAACUGAUGGUGUUCUGCAUUCAGAGGGAGCAUCAACUCAUGGUCAUCAGAAGAGGAUGGUGUCAGGUUCACCUAGGGGUCAUGAUUGGGGCUGUACCAAAUGAUUGAUGUAUUAGAAUAAUUGAUUAUGCUUAUGUUGUAUUAAUAGAAGGGGAGGGGUUAUAAGACCCCUCUUUACAUUUAUAGGGUCCUAGACUACAGAUUAACAAUAUAUAUACACAUUGAGGUUUGAAUGUUGUUCCACAGUUGUUUUCUAGUGUUCUCUCUCUCUCUCUCUCUCUCUCUCGCUCUCUCUCUCUCUCUCUCAUAAAGAGACCCCUCUGAGAAAUGUGUGACUGAGACUACUCAGACAUUCCACUAUAAUCAAUUUGGACAUUUACUGCUAAGCUUUUAGAUAACACACUAAAAGCCUUGUUUAUAUAGCUUUGUAGGCAUGGUUUUGGUCUCAGGAGUAAAAGGUAAUGACAUAGGCAGUGACAUCACUAAAGGCUGGACUUUGGGUUUGAUAAAAUAACAUGGGACCUUUUCUUUGAUGCAGAACUUACUCAGAAACAUGCAUGCUAUGUUCCUGAUUGUCAACUUCUGUCUGCAAUUGCAUUAAUAAAGGUUUUUGCAUGAUUUAAUUAAA